This is a messenger RNA of Oryctolagus cuniculus (rabbit), 4373 nucleotides long. Lineage: Eukaryota; Metazoa; Chordata; Mammalia; Lagomorpha; Leporidae. The record is from RefSeq and is a predicted model, not a curated record.
UGGUUUAGCUUUCACGUGUCAGGAUCCAGCAUUGUGGCACCGGGUGUCGAGCAGCUGCUUGCGAUGCUGCAGCCCAUAUCGGCGUGCUGGUUUGAGUCCUGGCAGCGUGGAGUUCCUCACUCGUGGCUUCACGCCGGCUUGGCCCUGGUUGUUGAGACCAUUCGGAGAGCUCCUGUUUCACAUCCCCAUCUCACUUUAUUCCUGCUGAUCUCCGAUGCGCUAAACUGGAAGACAGUGUUUGCAGGACAACUGUAAUGGGCAAGGAGCCACAGAGAAGAAAACGUUUCUUUUAAUUUUUACCCUUGGUUGGAAAGACCAGCAUGUUUUGGAAAUUUGAUCUUCACUCAUCAUCCCACAUAGACACACUUCUAGAGAGAGAAGAUGUGACACUGAAGGAGCUGAUGGAUGAGGAAGAUGUUUUACAGGAGUGCAAAGCUCAGAACCGCAAACUUAUAGAGUUUCUGUUAAAAGCAGAAUGUCUCGAAGAUUUAGUCUCAUUCAUUAUAGAAGAACCACCUCAAGACAUGGAUGAAAAGAUCAGAUACAAGUAUCCAAAUAUAUCUUGUGAGUUGCUCACUUCCGAUGUCUCCCAGAUGAAUGAGAGACUGGGAGAGGAUGAAUCCUUGCUGAUGAGAUUGUAUAGCUUCCUCCUAAACGACCCCCCCCUCAACCCACUGCUUGCCAGUUUCUUCAGCAAGGUGCUAAGUAUUCUUAUCAGCAGAAAACCAGAACAGAUUGUGGACUUCCUGAAGAAGAAGCGUGACUUCGUAGACCUGAUCAUCAAGCACAUAGGCACGUCCGCCAUCAUGGACUUGCUGCUGCGGCUGCUGACCUGCAUCGAGCCUCCACAGCCCAGGCAGGAUGUGCUGAACUGGUUAAAUGAGGAGAACAUUGUCCAGAGGCUUGUGGAGAUAGUGCAUCCAUCGCAAGAAGAAGAUCGGCAUUCAAAUGCGUCACAAUCGCUUUGUGAAAUUGUUCGCCUGAGCAGAGACCAGAUGCUACAAAUUCAGAACAGUGCAGAACCAGAUCCCCUGCUGGCCACUCUAGAAAAGCAAGAAAUCAUAGAGCAGCUUCUAUCAAAUAUUUUCCACAAGGAGAAAAAUGAAUCAGCCAUAGUCAGUGCAAUCCAGAUCUUGCUGACGUUACUUGAGACACGGCGACCAACGUUCGAAGGCCACGUGGAGAUGUGUCCGCCGGGCAUGAGUCACUCCGCUUGUUUGGUGAACAAGAGUGUGCUGGAGGCCAUCAGAGGGAGACUCGCGUCUUUUCACGAACUCCUGCUCGAGCCACCCAAGAAAAGUGUGAUGAAGACCACCUGGGGUGUCCUGGACCCUCCCGUGGGGAACACGCGGUUGAAUGUGAUUAGGUUGAUAUCCAGCCUGCUUCAGACCAACACCAGCAGCAUCAACGGGGACCUCAUGGAGCUGAACAGCAUCGGCGUCAUUUUGGACAUGUUCUUCAAGUACACAUGGAAUAACUUUCUGCACACACAAGUGGAAAUCUGUAUUGCAUUGAUUCUUGCAAGUCCUUUUGAAAAUACAGACAGUGGCACAAUUACUGAUCAAGACUCGCCUGGUGACAACUUGUUGUUGAAACACCUUUUUCAGAAGUGUCAAUUAAUAGAACGAAUACUUGAAGCCUGGGAAAUGAAUGAGAAGAAACAGGCAGAGGGAGGAAGACGGCACGGGUACAUGGGACACCUGACGAGGAUAGCUAACUGUGUCGUGCACAGCACUGACAAGGGCCCCAACAGUGCUCUGGUGCAGCAGCUCAUCCAAGAUCUUCCUGAUGAAGUCAGAGAGCGAUGGGAGACCUUCUGCACGAGCUCCUUAGGAGAAACUAACAAGAGGAACACGGUAGAUCUAGUUACAACCUGCCAUAUUCAUUCAUCCAGUGAUGAUGAAAUUGACUUUAAAGAAACGGGUUUCUCACAGGAUUCCUCUUUGCAGCAAGCCUUUUCUGAUUAUCAGAUGCAACAAAUGACGUCCAAUUUUAUUGACCAGUUUGGCUUCAACGAUGAGAAGUUUGCAGAUCAAGAUGACAUUGGCAAUGUUUCUUUUGAUCGGGUGUCAGACAUCAACUUUACUCUCAAUACGAAUGAAAGUGGCAACGCGGCCCUGUUUGAGGCAUGCUGCAAGGAGAGGAUACAGCAGUUUGAUGAUGGCGGCUCGGACGAGGAGGACAUCUGGGAGGAAAAGCACAUUGCGUUCACACCGGAAUCCCAGAGACGGUCCAGUUCGGGGAGCACAGACAGUGAGGAGAGCACAGACUCUGAAGAGGAGGAUGGCGCCAAGCAGGACUUGUUUGAAUCCGGUGGGGCCGGCACAGAGGACAAGAUGGAGGUGGACCUGAGCGAACCAGCCAGCUGGUCAGCCAACUUCGACGUCCCAAUGGAGACCACCCACGGGGCGCCCUUAGACUCGGUGGGGUCUGACGUGUGGAGCACAGAGGAGCCCAUGCCAGCGAAAGAGACGGGCUGGGCGUCGUUCACAGAGUUCACGUCGUCCCUCAGCACCAAAGAUUCUUUAAGGAGCAAUUCUCCAGUGGAGAUGGAAACCAGCACUGACACGUUGGACCCCCUGACUCCCAGUGUGUCCGCGCUGGCCGCACAGCCAGAGGCGGCAGGCAGCGUGGCCAUGGAAGCCAGCUCUGACGGAGAGGAGGAUGCAGAAAGUACAGACAAGGUGACCGAGACGGUGAUGAACGGCGGCAUGAAGGAGACACUCAGCCUCACUGUGGACGCCAAGACGGAGACCGCGGUCUUCAAAAGAGUGUUGAAAUCCUAUCGUGAGGAAGGCAGACUCUCUACCUCGCAAGACGCUGCGUGUAAAGACGCGGAGGACAGCCCCGAGACGGCGGAAGCCAAGCGCACGGGCCCCCGGCCCCCCAGCAGUAGUCCCGAGCAGAGGGCUGGGGUCCUCAUUGGCCUGGAAGACCACUCAGCUGCCCGGUGGCAGCAGGUCUUGAGGCCUGCUCUCCCACAGUGCCCCCUGCCGGACACACAGCAGACACGCGGAGGGGCUCGCCCAGAGGCCUUGUGUGUAUGUAACAGAACAUUCUCCCUCUGAAAUGAUCCCCUGUGUGGGUGGCCGGUUUUUCCCCCAGAGAAUUUCUCUUGUCCCGAGUAAGUGUGGAGACCCCACUCCCAGAGCCGAGUGGCGCGGAGGGCGCGUGCCGGAAGAGGGGGUGCCCCGGACCAGACUCGCGCUCCUGGUUCCGUGCAUCUCCGGUUGUUCCUUCCUCGAGGCACACGGUGCUCUUUAAAGCAGCGUGAGAGGAGUCCUUUGUCCGGCCCGGCCCGGGCAGCUCUGCCACACUCCCUGCAUCCUGCCCAGCGGGGCCAGCGGGGGCACUCACCGCUCGCUGGCUGAAGCCUGCUCACAGCGCAGCCAGCGCUGCUUCCACCCUCUCUCGGGAGCUAGAGAAGCGGCCUGCGUCUGAUGGCAGCCUUGGCAGGCGUGCACAGCCUUGUGGGAACUGUUGGAGCGUUGGCUGUGGUGGAGACGUGGGAGGAAGGGGCAGGGGGCUUUGCCACGGAGCCCAGCUCAGCUCCCCAUUUGUGUCCCGAGUGGCACUUGCAUGUUGGGAGUGGCAGUGGUGACGCUCCCGCGUUGUCCCCACGUUCCUGGCACCCCAGAUCCUGUGGUCCUGCGCAUUGGCAGCAGCUUAGAACUGCAGCCCAGCGGGCUGGUGGCCAGCCCCUCCCACGCCGCCCCUGCACCGCCUCUCCAGGGACCCCGCGCUGGGGAGAAGGCAGAGCUGAGAGAGCUGGAGCCUGCUGUGUCCCGCCCGCGGCCUCCCGGCCUCUGUCUCUGGGACAAGUAGGGAGGGUCGUCUUGUGGAAGUGGCCUGGGGGCGCUCUGGCGCAGCCAGCCGGUGUCAGGUGACUGCAGGCAGCCCAGUUGUGAAUUCAAAUGCUGGUGGGGGGGGGUCCGGUUGUAGCUGAGCGUGGUGUUGUCCCGGUCUCCUGGUAAAGCCUUGAAGACCACCUGACGUGUCCCGCUGGUGAUUCGGGCAAGCGGGCGGGACUUGGCGUUGGGUCAGUGCUGGGCUGGGGCGCUGCCCGCCUCUCCUGUCCCGUGUGCUCCCCGCCGCGUCCCCACAGCCGCCUGGUUUGCAGCCAUUGCUGCCUCUCCCGUUCCCUACUGGCAGAAUCCUGUGUCACGUAGAAUUCUCUGCGGAUUCCAGUCCUCCGGAGGGCUCUGGGGGGCACCCUUCUGAAAUCCACUGCUGUACCUCCACGGGGCCGGCUGGGUCCUGGCACAGGCUGUCCGCGACCCGCGGUCCGGCCCGGGGUGGUGCCGCGUCCCUGCCGGCAGCCGAGCGAGGGCAGACGCCUUCCCCGCCUCGCUGUUCCAGCCCUCAGGUGUCGG